AAUUCGUAAACGACAUUCCCGAAGAAAUCAAAAUGGAGUACAAAUCGUACGCCCGAAGAUGGCUUUUGUUGAUGAUACUCUGUAUCAUUUCUUUCACGCAAAUUUAUACGACAACAGGAUUUGCUAUUUUACACGAUGUCGUUGCAAAUUAUUUCUCCAUCACUCCCUAUCAAGCGGAUAUACUUACGAUGGUUGGACAGCUAAUUGCUUUUCCAGUAGGCAUAGGCACAGCCUACUUUGCCGAUAUUCUAUCCUUGCAAGCUUUGAUGCUGGGAAUGUUGAUUUCACUUGAGAUUGGUUCCUUAAUGUGCGCAAUAGGAUUUAGUUCAAGGGAAUUAUUCUACGUCACUGCUGUUGGAAGAAUCAUGAUGUCUUCGAUCAUGGGCGUGCUUCGCGCAACGCAAGUUGUAUUAGCAGCAAAUUGGUUUUUGCAAAAUGAAACAGCCACUGCGUUCGCGCUGCCACAGUUUUUCAUGAAAUUAGCUGGAAUCGCUGGUUCGCUGAUCUAUCCACACACUAUUCCAAAAGUGCAUAUUACUGCAAAUGGAACUGAGGAAUACACUUCAACGACAAUACUAUUCACCGCAACAAAUGGGAUAUUCAGUACCAUCGUUUUAAUUGCUCUUAUAGUUGGAGCGCUUUACUGCAAAAAUUAUCCGCCGUCACCUCCGAGCCGAUCUCAAGAACAACUUAUUUUAUCAACUACGGAUUCGGCAAAAAAUAUGACGAAUAAUAGACGCUUGAGCGCUAUAUGGAACGUUGUAAAUUCAAAACCAUUUGUUCUUAUUAGCGCGGCAUUUUUCUUCGCAAGCGUUUCACUUUCAUACGUGGUAUAUCUGAUGCCUUCUUUCGUCCUCUCGUCGUUUCCUGAGUUGGAUAAUACUACACCUGGUUAUAUUUCAAUUAGUAGGACAGCUGUGUCCGCUUUAAGUGCAAUGGCGACGGGGAAAAUCUUGGAUAGAUACAAAGCAUUCAAGCUGACUGCAUUCGUCGGUAUUGCCGGAGUGGCGUUGUCACUGUUAUGCCUUUAUUAUGCACAUUCCUACAAACUUCUUUCUCUGAUAUACACUGGGUACUGCGUGGCGGCUGUCGGUCAAAGUGUAUUGAUUACAGCCAAUGUGGAGCUUCUAGUCGAAACAACAUAUCCCUGUGAUAAGCUGCGUAUGAUGUCCAUAUACGGCGGCAUCGCUGGCCUCGGAGUGUUUCUUUGGACAAGUGCUAUAAGAGCAGUAAAGGAAAAGUUUAACGUUCCCAGUGCAACAAUCCUAGCGACUGCAGUUGCCACUGUAUCAAUGUUGCUAAUUCUAUCAGUGAGUCCAGAUUACAAACGACUAAAGACUGACAAAACCAAAUCAGAAACGCUCACCGAUAGACUCAAUGAAAACCAUUGACGUUGCUCCUACUAGAUGUGUGAUAAUUGAGUUUUACUCCCUCAUGGAUGAACAAUUAUUAUACAUUGUAAAUAUUACAUAAAGACAUUGUAUAUUGUAGUUCGCGAUUUGGGUUUGAUGCAACCAUAUUUCGAAACGUUUUUAUAAUUACUUUCGCAUUAUUUUGAGCAAAUGUUUUUAAUCUAUAAAUAUAAGUUUAACAUUCCUCACUGUUGGUAAUUUUCGAACAUUUCAUUCCAUUUCUUAAAAAUUCGUAGAAAUACCAGUUUUCCACACUUCGCGCCCUUCAAGAAAAAUAAUUUGAAAUGUAGGUGCGAUUCUCAAAGGUUCUUCUACGAAUAUAGUUGUAUUCAUUUCGACAUUUUAACCAGAGCAAUUAUCAGCAUUCACUUACUCACGUAUAAUAUGCAGGUACUGUAA
Styela clava is the source of this 1811-nucleotide messenger RNA. Its product is annotated as putative MFS-type transporter C09D4.1. NCBI's taxonomy places the organism in Eukaryota, Metazoa, Chordata, Ascidiacea, Stolidobranchia, Styelidae. Gene Ontology annotation, biological process: heme export; transmembrane transport. The record is from RefSeq and is a predicted model, not a curated record. Gene Ontology annotation, cellular component: membrane. Gene Ontology annotation, molecular function: heme transmembrane transporter activity; heme binding.